Molecule: messenger RNA, 1805 nt
Organism: Megalobrama amblycephala (Wuchang bream)
Lineage: Eukaryota; Metazoa; Chordata; Actinopteri; Cypriniformes; Xenocyprididae
Product: C-X-C chemokine receptor type 5
Exons: 2
Coding region: 377-1495 (372 amino acids)
Biological process (GO): immune response; G protein-coupled receptor signaling pathway; chemotaxis
Cellular component (GO): membrane
Molecular function (GO): chemokine receptor activity
Source: RefSeq, a predicted model, not a curated record
AGUUUUGGUCAGCCAGGUGCUAAAAAAAAAGAAAACCACUGCCGCUUACAAGAAUAAUGAUCCGCUCAACAAUGAUUAAAUUGUAAGAGUAGUGUGUAAGUCUGUACAUCUUAAAACUAUACCAAGUAUAAAUCUGACUGAAUUGCAGGAUAGUGGGGGAUGUGUUUGUUCUGUAAAGGAAAUGUGUGGGUUUCAUUGUUUUUGUAAAGAAUUCAAAUAAGGUGAGUUUGAGUCCUUGAGGUAAUUUUUAAAGAGGCGUGCCUUGACAAUCUGAGCGCAAAUCAUGGGUCGGUUCUUCAGAGAGGUUUCAUUACCCAGACUGGACGAGGACACACACUUCUGAGACAAUUUUAUAUUCAUCCACAUCAGGACAAACAUGGACAUGGAUAAAAUAACAGAUAAAUUCACUAUUGAUCUGAAUUUUUCUGAAGACUAUUUCAGUGAAUAUGAAAAUGUGACAGAACAACCUGAUGGAGUGCAGUACAUCUGUAAGAAUGAAAAGAACCCACUGCAUCUGUUUCACACUGUGUUCCGACCCCUUGUAUAUAGUGUGGUGUUUCUCCUGGGCUUAACAGGAAAUGGUCUCCUCUUGACAGUUCUGCUAAAACGGCGGAGCAACCUGCGCAUCACAGAGAUCUAUCUGCUACAUCUGGCACUGGCUGACCUGCUCCUCCUCUUCACUCUUCCAUUCGCAAUUACUCAAGGAGCAGCCGGGUGGCUUUUUGGAACCUUUCUGUGCAAGCUAUUGGGCCUUAUUAAUCGCCUCAAUCUGAUGUGUGGGAGUUUGCUUUUGGCAUGCAUCGGCUUCGAUCGCUACCUCGCCAUUGUGCACGCCAUCCCCAGUCUCCAGGCCCGUCGGCCUAGGACGGUUCACCUCACUUGUGUACUGCUCUGGCUCAUCUGCCUAUCUGUGGCCAUUCCCAACAUGGUGUUCCUGUCCGUGAUGAAAGAGGUGAACUCUACCAGGUUGUCUUGUGAUUACCACAACUAUGGCAUCCAUGCAAGCAACUGGUUGUUGACCAGCCGCUUUCUCACACAUCUGCUGUGCUUCUUUCUGCCUCUGGUGAUCAUGGGGUACUGCUACACUUCUAUAAUCAUCACUCUUUGCCAAAGCCAGAGAAGUCUGGAGAAACAGGGAGCAAUUCGGUUGGCCCUACUGGUUACACUGGUUUUCUGCCUGUGCUGGCUACCGUAUAACAUCACCGUUUUCACGCAUACCCUGGUAGUGUUGGGUGUUAUGCCUAAGCUGGACUGCCAUGCUCAUGACGCACUGAAUCGGGCACUGAUAGUGACAGAAAGCAUUGGCUUUUCCCAUUGUUGUCUGAAUCCAAUCCUGUACGCCUUCAUAGGGGUCCGUUUCCGAAGAGACCUCCUGCAGUUGCUAGCAAAAACAAAGUGUCUGCGUGCAUGCCUGUCAGGUCUUCAAAGAAAAAGUCUUAACAGGAUGUCGAUCACAGAAGCCAUUACUACCACAACAAGUAACCAAUACAUAUAAAAGCAUCUGAAUGUUUUUGUACAUAUUGUUUUCCUUUUCUUCCUUUCCUUGGCAGCUAUGAGAUUUACAGAUUUACCUGCGCACUGAGCCAAUCACUGCAAACAUGACUGAAACACAUAUGUGAGUGUAUGAAAUCAUAUAAAUUCAGACAAUCUGUUAGUCAGAGAUUGAAUUUCAUUAAUAAGCAAAACUGAGCAUCAUUCUUAACCUGCUGUAGUGCUUUGCAUUGUUUUCAAUGGAUUAUUAUUAAAUAUGAGAUAAAGAAUUGUUCUGUAACAAAUAACUGGAAAUAAAAGAGUGAUAUAAUGGU